Leptomonas pyrrhocoris is the source of this 722-nucleotide messenger RNA. RefSeq lists its product as hypothetical. The record is from RefSeq and is a predicted model, not a curated record. The coding region runs from base 159 to 722 and encodes 187 amino acids. The transcript has a single exon. Gene Ontology annotation, biological process: protein targeting to ER. Gene Ontology annotation, cellular component: mitochondrion; endoplasmic reticulum. Lineage: Eukaryota; Euglenozoa; Kinetoplastea; Trypanosomatida; Trypanosomatidae.
GCCAAUCGCGCACGUGUCUAAACCGCCGUCCCUCGCUAACGGACGUCUCCGCUAACGUUUUAAACCUCGUUACAUCACUCUGACAUAUCACCUCUUAAAAAAAAAGAAAGAAUAAGCUAUACAUUUCACCCCGUAGAGGUGUAUCUGCGCCCGGAAGAAUGAAUAUUUUAGUUCCUCUCACCAUUCUGCUGGUGAGCUGGAGCAUCGACAGCACGGACCCGGAGGUCCAGAAGCGCAUCUUCUACAUCUUCUGCGCCGUUCACAUCGUCAUUGUCUUCGUGGGCGUUUACAUUUUCAUCCGGAUCUGGCAGACGGGCGACAAGACCCUCAUCCGGGUCAAGGACGCGUACACGAACGAGGAGAGCAUUCAGCAGCACUGGGAGUACGAUCUGGGGAAGCUGCGCGACUUGCUGGUGACCAAGACGGGCAUGUCGGCUGCGAUCAGCGCCUUUCUUGCGUCCCGCUAUGGCAUCCCUUUUCCUCUCCUGCUCCAGAGUCUGAACAACCCGAAGGCACUCUACCAGUCGGAGCUGUUCCGCAUCUACGUGAAGGGUGAGAAGGCGGAGGGCGAGCUGCAGCGUCCGUGGGCUGAGUCGGGGAUGCUUCCGGACUGGGCCAAAUCGAUCUGGACGCAAGGCGAGAAGGACUCGGAGAAGUUUCUUUCUACCGGCGGCUCAUCGGCGGCGGCCUCGUCGAGCAAGGCAUCACGGAAGCGCAAAUAA